Staurois parvus is the source of this 339-nucleotide messenger RNA. NCBI's taxonomy places the organism in Eukaryota, Metazoa, Chordata, Amphibia, Anura, Ranidae. The record is from the annotation of a GenBank genome assembly.
UUAUAGCGGGACUGCAGCAGGCCUUCUGACACUGGGGGGAACUGACUUGGUGUCACUGACAUCCCCAGUGACACCAAUAAAGUGAUCAGUGCUAAUAAAAAGCACUGACACUGUACUAAUGAUACUGGGCAGGAAGGGGUUAACAUCUGGGACGAUCAAAGGGUCAACUGUGUGUGCUGUUUUACUAGGCGCUGUGUGUUUGGGCUUCACUGUUAGCACACUGCUUUGCAUGGAUGUGCUGUGCACAGCUAUGUAAAGCAAUGUGCACAAGCUGACAGGGAGGCGAACUGUUCCCCCCGUUGGAAAUGAUCGGGACCUGGGCGCGGAAAUGCAAAAUCA